GUCAAGGUCGCCUUGUUGUAAACAAAGACACACGUGACAUGGCCGAUCAAUUGACAGACGUCAAAUUUGACGAAAUAAAUCUUUGGAAUAUCCAAUCUUUAAAAGACUUUUGUCGGAAAAAAGGAUUGAGAGUAAAUGGGAGCAAACAAGAAUUAGUAGCUCGUGUUUUUGCUGGAUUGGAGUUUGAUUUACCCGACAAAACCACGAAAGAUGAAGAACUUCGCCUCAAAGCCCGAUCCUACCAAUCCUUGUUGUAUGCAGGUGGAAUCAAACUCCCUGAUCCAUUUUCUGAACUUACGGUCGGUUGGAUAAAUGAAAAUAAUGGUAGAAAGUCUUGGCCACCGACGAUGUAUUGUGAUAUAUAUUAGGGGCAACCUGUAACCAUGUUGCGGCAGUUUUAUUUAAGAUGGAUUACUAUUGGAGGCAAGGAUUAACAAAUAAAGCGUGCACAGACACUAUUUGUUCUUGGAAUAAAUAUGGAUCACAUAAAACUGUGUUACAACCAGUACUAGCCAAAAAUCUUCAAUGGCGUAAACCUAAAUUUGGUAAACAAAAAACUGAGCAUUUAAACUUAUUGAAAUCAAUAGAAACUUCAGAUCCAUUUUCUUUUGAAGAGAUCAAAGAGGCUCUUUUGCCAGUUUGUCCUAAAGCUGUGGUUUUUCAAGGUCAAAAGGAUAUCUCACCAGAUGACAUUUUCCAUGUGGAUGUUAGUACAUCAGCCCCGCCUCCACUAUGCGAUAUGUUAUAUAUUUGUAAAUCACAGACAGAAAUAAAGUCUGUUUUAGAAAGUUUUAGUGAUGAAAAUGUUAAAUUGAUUGCAGAAAGUACAGUUGGUCAGUCAGAUAAUAACUUAUGGGCUUCUCAUCGAAAAUGUAGGAUUACCUCAUCUUUUGUUCAUGAUGUGUUUACUAGGAUCAAUUCCUUGAAAUCUGGGAAAAGGGGGGAAAACAUUACAUCAGUAUUGAUGAAAAUUCUGCAUUCAGAAUCUUUUGAUUACAAGAAAGUACCCCAAUUGAAAUAUGGUAUAGAAAUGGAGUCAGAGGCUAAAAUGUCUUAUACUAAGUUUAUGCUUUCUUCCGGACACAGCAAUUUUUGUGUUUUAAAUGUGGGACUUAUAGUUCUUCAAGACAAACCACAAUAUGGUGCUUCUCCAGAUGGCAUAGUGUCUUGCUCAUGUUGCCAAGAUGGUUUGGUUGAAAUUAAAUGUCCAAUGUCGAUAGCACAUACUUGUCCAUCGGAAUCAAAUCUGCCAUACUUGGUAAACAUAGGAGAAUUAUGCUCACUGAAGAAAACCCAUAAAUACUACUCUCAAAUCCAGUGGCAGAUGGGAAUCAGUCAUUUGCCAUGGUGUGAUUUCUUUGUGUACACUAGGCAUGGUCAUUUUCUGGAAAGAAUCCCAUUUGAUGAAAAGCAUUUUAAGAAUAUAAUUUGUAAUUGUGAUCAAUUUUACUCAGAAUUUGUUAUACCAACUAUUUUGAAUAAAUCGGGGGAUUAUAAUAUUGAUGUUCAGGUCGAUGUUCACAAUAUCUCUGAUGCCGAGUACGAUGUUCACAAUAUCUCUGAUGCCGAGUACGAUAUUCACAAUAUCUCUGAUGCCGAGUACGAUAAUUACAUGAAAAUUACUAAACCCAUUACUAAUCAAGUAAACCCACCAUGUAAGCGAAGAAAGACCAAACACUCCCCAUUGCCUAUAUAUUUGUGUGAAAUAUGCUUAAAUGUAAGUGUUUCAGAAGAUAGUAUUGAUAAUUCAGAUUGUAAUAGUGUUUUAUGUGACAAAUGUUUACUGUGGUACCAUUUCAAAUGUGUUGAUUACAUUGAUGGCAGUGAGGAUGAGUGGUUUUGCCCAAACUGUAAAUAAAUGUUAAAUUGGCAUUAAUUUUCAAGAUUAUCAGAUCUAACUCCCUUGACAAUCUAUAUGUUUGGGUAUUACAUAAAAAAUAAGAUAGCAAGUAAUAUGUUUUCAUAUUUUAAUCUUGAUAUUUGUACAUGUAAUAAUCAUAUAUAAAACAAUUUAUUAAUAGUACGUGUAAUAAUCAUAAAUAAAUAAUAUAUCAACAUAUCAAUUGUACUGUACAUGUAAUAAUCAUAAAUAAAACAACAUCAAUAGUACAUGUAUAUUCAUAAAUAAAAAAAUAUAUCAUUAUCAAUAAAUGAGUUACCUUUUAUCUCAAAUGAAAUAAAAAUUAAAUGGGGUUUAGUGUCCUAGUUUUCAGCACCAUACCUGGGCUAAUGAAAUUUGUUCAGAAUUCAGACUACUCUUUAUUUUCAUUUUUAAUGGUUGAGGGAUCU
Patella vulgata (common limpet) is the source of this 2289-nucleotide messenger RNA. RefSeq lists its product as uncharacterized. NCBI's taxonomy places the organism in Eukaryota, Metazoa, Mollusca, Gastropoda, Patellidae. The coding region runs from base 407 to 1858 and encodes 483 amino acids. The record is from RefSeq and is a predicted model, not a curated record. The transcript has 2 exons.